UCCUCCAUUCAAAUGAAGAAAGGCAGCAGGUUAAAGUCCUGCCUUGCUCAGAGGAGGGGAAUUGUUUGACAGCUGCUGCCAUAAGAGAUCUGUGCCUUUCACUUCCCCCUUUGCCCUCUUUGUGACAAGGAGAUUACAAGCCCGGGCUGCUCCUUGCCUAACAAUGCACGAGUGACAGAACCAGAAAAGUUGGGAGAGCGCUGACGAAAGGCAAAAAGCAACAACAACAGGUUCAGGUGAUUCUGCCCCAGGAGGGAAUCAGGGCAGGUGGGAUUGCUGGCUCCUCAAUGUGCCAAUGGCUUUCAUCAGCAACUAUUGUGGCCACUGCAGGGCACUGCUGCUCUUCUCACUGAUAUUCCUAAUAUGGCAUGGAGGAACACCAGUGGCGGCUCAGUCAGUACCUUCUCCAGUACAAAGUGUGUCCAUAUCAAACAUAACGACAACCAACGUGACUUUAUCAUGGGUCCCUCCUAAUGAUACAGACAAAGACACCUAUACUUAUUCCAUCACUGUGUAUAAUGGGAGCUCACCUUGGAAUUUGCCUAAAAACAUCAGUGGUACCAGUACACAAGUGACAGGCCUGAUGCCUGGAGUAUUCUACACAUUCUCUGUAUUUACUGUGACAUCUAAUGGUACAAUGAGCUCUCAGAAUGGAUCCAUUAGUGGCACAACUGUACCUUCUCCAGUACAAAGUGUGUCCGUAUCAAACAUAACGACAACCAACGUGACUUUAUCAUGGGUCCCUCCUAAUGAUAUAAACAAAGACACCUAUACUUAUUCCAUCACCGUGUAUAAUGGGAGCUCACCUUGGGAUUGGCCUAAAAACAUCAGUGGUACCAGUACACAAGUGACAGGCCUGAUCCCUGGAGUAUUCUACACAUUCUCUGUAUUUACUGUGACAUCUAAUGGUACAAUGAGCUCUCAGGCUGGAUCCACUAGCGGCACAACUGUACCUUCUCCAGUACAAAGUGUGUCCAUAUCAAACAUAAUGACAACCAACGUGACUUUAUCAUGGGUCCCUCCUAAUGAUAUAAACAAAGACACAUAUACUUAUUCCAUCACCGUGUAUAAUGGGAGCACAUCUUGGAAUGGACCUACAAACAUCAGUGGUACCAGUACACAAGUGACAGGCCUGAUCCCUGGAGUAUACUACACAUUCUCUGUAUUUACUGUGACAUCUAAUGGUACAAAAAGCUCUCAGGCUGGAUCCACUAGCGGCACAACUGUGCCUUCUCCAGUACAAAGUGUGUCCAUAUCAAACAUAAUGACAACCAACGUGACUUUAUCAUGGGUCCCUCCUAAUGAUAUAAACAAAGACACCUAUACUUAUUCCAUCACCGUGUCUAAUGGGAGCUCACCUUGGAAUGGACCUAAAAACAUCAGUGGUACCAGUACACUAGUGACAGGCCUGAUCCCUGGAGUAUACUACACAUUCUCUGUAUUUACUGUGACAUCUAAUGGUACAAUGAGCUCUCAGAAUGGAUCCACUAGCGGCACAACUGAACCUUUACCAGCAAAAGAUUUGACCAUAACAAGCAGAACAAUGACCACACUGAAUUUAUCAUGGACCCCUCCUAAUGAUAUAAAUAGCAACACUUAUUCUUAUUCAAUCAAUUUGUCAAAUGGCAGCACAACUUGGAAUAUUACUACCCCCAAAAAUGCUAACAGUGCACAAGUGACAGAUCUGCUGCCUGGAGUAACCUAUACCAUCUCUGUUUAUACUUUGACAUCCAGUGGUACAAUAAGCUCUGGGGUUGAUUCCAUUAAAGGCACAACAAGACCCUCACUUGUAACAACUGUGAGCAUAAUAAAGCAAACAAAUAACUCUGUGACUAUAUCAUGGACCCCUCCUCAAGAUAUAAAUCAGGCUACUUAUAUGUAUUCCAUCAAUGUGACAAAUAGCGCUGGAUCUUGGAAUGUGAAUAGCAGCACAAAUGUUAGCAGUAAGGAAGUGCUGGAUCUGCUUCCUGGAGUAACCUACACUUUCUGCGUAUAUACUGUGACGUCAGAUGGUACAAAAAGCUCUGACUGUUCCCCUGACAGUAGUACAACAAGACCCACGUUGGUAAAAGAUGUGACUGUGAAAAGCCAAACAACUGACUCUGUGACUUUAUCAUGGACCACUCCUAAUGAUAUAAACAAAGGCAGCUAUUACUACUUAAUUACUACGGCAUGUGGCACUACAACCUGUAAUGUGAAUUCAACCGUAAAUGCAAAUGGUGCAACAGUGGCGAGUCUGCUUCCUGGACUGACCUAUCAAUUCUCUGUUUAUACCGUGACAUCAGAUGGGACAAACAGCUCUGCUUUUGCUUCAACUUCAGGCACGACAGCCCCUAAUGCACCCACUAGUGUCAGUGGAAAUCCGGUUAAUACCACAGCACUUUCAGUCAACUGGACUCCGCCCAAUGAUCUCAAUAAGAAUAAUUAUACUUACACUGUGUUUUGGCAAAGAAAUAAUGAAUCACUAAAUCAAAGCAUCACAUCAAACACCACAAUAAUUGGCGGUCUGACUGCAGGAAACCAGUACAAUGUCUCCGUCAUCUCUGUCAUCAACAACGUGCCUAGUGUGAAGGCUGUGGCAUAUUUACAAACUAAUCCAGAGGUUCCCGGAGGUUUCAAGAUAGUCACCAUUACCAACAGUAGCGUGAACGUCUCCUGGACAAUCCCCUCAGGGGGCAGUUUCAGUGGGAUUGAAAUAAAUGCAGUCAGUGGAACAAGCAAUUUAACAAAACAAUUUACAGGCCCAAGUUCUGAAGGGAUUCUGGAUGGUCUAAUUCCUGGGACAGCCUACAACUUAAUUCUGCGAAGCUUUAGUUCUUACCCAUCAGGGAGUUCGGGAAGGAUUAGUCGCAGAGCAACCACCAAUAAUAUAAUAACAUACAGCAACCCAAUCAUCGAGAAAGUACAGUUGGAUCCCAAUACUGUUACAGGCAUCACAUGUACCAAAGUCGGCGGAGGGUACCAGCUAAAGGUGGCUUUUGUCUGCCCCUCUGGUUCAUAUUCAUCAAUCAAAAUCCUCGCUGAUGGCAAUGAAAAGGAAACGAUACCAGCGCAGAACUGCUCCCAAGGAGCGACAGUACAGAGUUUGCAGCCGGCAACAAAAUACAUCAUCACAGUAGAGACUGUAGCAGAUUCCCGACAGGUCUCUGAUUUCAUCAUCUGUUAUACGGAUAAUGUAGGAGUUAUUGUAGGAAGCAUAUUCGGAGUGCUCUUGUUCCUUCUUGUUGUGGGGCUAAUUGCUUACUUUGUCCUUCGGAAAAGGAGAGGCUCAAAAAACCCUUUCAAGAAGGAACGUGGAAAUAUGCAGAAAAUAAAUAUAGUAAGAAUGCCAUCAGUGAUGAAAUCCGCGUUUCCAGAUUAUUACCAGAGACAGCACGCGGAUAGUGACUUUGGAUUUGCAGAGGAGUAUCAGCAACUCAGCAAUGUAGGCAUUAACCAGUCUAAACUGGCAGCAGAACUCUCAGAAAACAGAUCCAAGAACAGAUUCACCAAUGUCUUGCCUUAUGACCAUUCCAGAGUCAGACUCAACCGUAUUGAUGCGGAUGAGACCUCUGAUUAUAUCAAUGCCAACUACAUGCCUGGCUACAACUCUUCUAAGGAAUUCAUAGCUUCCCAAGGCCCACUGCCCAACACAAGUGCAGACUUCUGGAGGAUGAUUUGGGAGAAUCAAGUCAGUACCAUUGUAAUGCUGACCAACUGCAUGGAGAAUGGCAGGGUGAAAUGUGAACAUUAUUGGCCCUUGGAUUACACCCCAUGCACAUACGGAGACAUCACCGUGACUGUAACCUCCGAAAUGAUCCUUCCUGAUUGGACAGUACGGGAUUUUACCCUUAAACAUGCCAAGCAGCAAGGCAAUAAGCAUGCUCGUCAUUUUCACUUUACGGUCUGGCCCGACCACGGUGUUCCAGAAAACACAACAACCAUUGUCGAGUUCCGGAACCUUGUUCGAGAAUACAUGGACCUGAAGAGGAGCAGCGGACCCACGGUUGUUCACUGCAGUGCUGGUGUUGGGAGGACAGGGACACUGAUUGCCCUGGAUUACCUGAUCCAGAAGAUGGAGAAGGAGCAGCGUAUUGGAAUAUAUAGCUUUGUUCAGAAGAUGAGGCAGAACCGUCCCUUAAUGGUGCAGACAGAGAGUCAGUACGUAUUUCUGAAUAAGUGUAUGCUGGAUCUAAUCCAGAAUCCUCCCGACGAAAAUAUCUACGAAAAUCAGAUCGGUGGCGAUCUCAUCUAUGAAAAUGCCAGCGUGGUGCGGGAUUACCAAAAAGAUAAUCUCUAACUGACCACAAGAACCAAGGAACCAUUGGAGAUAAAAAAAGAGACUUUACUAAAUUCUAAUGAAGUGCCUUUGGUCGGACCGUUAUUUUUGUGCCUUAAUUGGUUUUCAUGCCUUAUUAUGAAUAACCUUCCUCAAAAAGGAGAUGCCGGCAUCUAAUAUUUGGCUUCCCUUUCCCAUUCUAUCAUCUUGGCAUUCGCUCAAACUGACUUCUGAACCAAAUCACUUGCUGCUUCCAAACCACUAAUUCUCCAUCCAGAGGUUCUGACCAAUCAGGGAAGUGCAAUGGAGGAAGCACACAGAGCAGUAAUGCUCACCCAGGGCAUUUAUUGUACAAAGGAAAAAGCACAAAAUAACGAAUUAUAACAAAUCAAGGAAAAGAAGAUAAAGGAUACAGAGUUAAAUGGGUUUUUUUAACGUUAUAAGCACAGCGCAUUUUAAGCAUUUAUCGACAAGCAUUCUACUUCAUUUCAUUCCUUUACUAAUGAUGUUUUUGAUCCCAUUCCGUUAUACCAUGUGACAGAGUCUUGGGCUCUGUACCCAGUUUUGCAGAAUGGGGAUUGGUUGGUACUGGGAAUUACCAGGCCGGACAGGGUACCGACACAUUGCUGUGAGUGGCUGUGUAGAACAAACAAUUUUUACUGUGCUUUAUUCUUUUUUUAAAGUUUUUUAUACAGAAACCUCUGCAAAUUCUUUUCUAUAUACACUUUCUAUGCUGCCUGAAUGAUUAAAAAUCAGAGAACAUGUUGCGAUUAGGAUCAGCAGUAUUCAGGGGGUGUUGGGAACUGUAGUUUAGUAACAACCGGGGUGUCACCCAUGGGAACCCCCUUAAGUAGAAGUUUCACCUACUGGAAAAUAAAUGAAAGCUUUAGGGAAAGAUGAAGGAAUGUUAUUGAUACAAACUCACCCCAAGUGCCAAAGUAGUUGAUUGUAGGUUCUGUGGCACUGCCAUAUAUUGGUUAUAGUUCCCGUAAUAACAGCCCCCCCCCCCAGUAUUGCUGGCUAAGUCAUUUUUACAUAGGUUUCAUUAUGAUAUCUAGAAACAAUGUUAAAGAGGAAAAUUACUUUAUUUUUUUAUAUGUUCAUCAAUGAAGUUUUCUUUUCACCAAAUCAUUUUCAAGAUAAUGAAUGUGAAUUGCAAGGAGUGCCAAGACUAGCACUCUCAUCAAUUUUACACUCACGGAUUUAACUUACCCUUUAAGCAGAUUGCUGUUGCUUGUAUUAUUUCAAAGACGCGACUGUUAUGGUUACAAUGGACUGCUUGUUAUUGUAUAGCCAUGUUCCUGGUGAUUGCCUGGGUCUGGGGCAGAGUUUCAUAAUCAGAAGCAUGCUCCAUGUUUCCCCCAGUCCUUACCGUUCAUCCAUAAUAAUCCAAACUACAAAUCAUGUUUAGAGCACUUAUUCCGUACUAUCCCCGGUAUCAGUCUGUUCUGUGAGCACUUAGUACAUACAUUUAUAUAAUCUU
This is a messenger RNA of Xenopus tropicalis (tropical clawed frog), 5741 nucleotides long. RefSeq names its product protein tyrosine phosphatase, receptor type H (gene ptprh). Gene Ontology annotation, molecular function: protein tyrosine/serine/threonine phosphatase activity; hydrolase activity; protein tyrosine phosphatase activity. The transcript has 22 exons. Gene Ontology annotation, cellular component: membrane. The coding region runs from base 296 to 4279 and encodes 1327 amino acids. The record is from RefSeq and is a predicted model, not a curated record. Lineage: Eukaryota; Metazoa; Chordata; Amphibia; Anura; Pipidae.